GGUGUUUCAGAGUAAUCUUUUCAACUGGGAGACCAAUUGGCUUUUCUUCGGAUCCUCUCCCUUGAACCUCCCUUGAACCGCAGCUGCCUCUUGCGUUCUAGGGGGAAUUUGAGAGAGAAAAACGAAAAAAAAAAAAAUUAAAAAAAAGCAAUAAUUUUCCAAGAAAAUUAAAAGAAAGAAAGAGGGAAAGAAAAGUGGCGUUUAAUUAAUUUAAUCCCAUUUUUCUUUUUCCCUCCUUUUGUCAGAUAUAUAUAUAGAGAGAGAGAAGAGCUGAGAAAAUGUCAGGAGACGAUUCAGGUAACAAAAAGAGAUUAGCCAUUAUUGGGAUCUCUUCUAUCCUCCUGGUAGCUAUGGUGAUUGCUGUCACCGUUAGCGUCAGCGUCAACGAUGAAGAUAGCGAAAACGGAGAAGACAUCAAUGGAAAAAACCACAAAAGCAGCAGUGAGGUAUCUGCCUCGAUGAAAGCCAUUAAAGCUAUUUGCCAACCUGCAAAUUACAAAGAAACGUGCGAGAAAAGUCUUGAAAAAUCGUCUGGAAACACUACAGACCCCAAAGAACUCAUCAAGAUUGCUUUUAAAGUUGCACAGAAACAGAUUAAUGAAGCUGCCAAGAAAUCAACAACCUUGCAAGAACUAGAAAAGGACCCAAGAGCCCAAGGUGCUCUUAGUAGUUGCAAAGAACUCAUGAAAAUGUCUAUUAGUGAGCUCCAGAGCUCUCUCAUGAGAGUCGCGGACUUCGAUAUCAGCAUGUUGGAUGAACUAAUGGCAGAUUUGAGAACUUGGCUUAGCGCUUCCAUCACUUACCAAGAAACUUGCCUUGAUGGAUUCGAAAAUACAACAUCAGAUGCUGGACAAAAAAUGAAGAAAGCAUUAAAGACUGCAAUGGAGAUGAGCAGCAAUGGUCUUGACAUUAUUGAUGGAUUCUCUAGUGUGCUUUCAGAGCUGCAAAUUCCAGGUAUCAGCCGCCGCCUUCUUCAGGAUGACCUUCCUGUUGUAGGCCAUGGUGAUUUACCUUCAAAAUUCCCUAGCUGGGUCGAUCCUGGAACUCGCAGACUCCUUGGCGUGCCUGCUUCCAAGAUUAAGCCUAAUAUUGUUGUUGCUAAGGAUGGAAGUGGAGACUACAAAACUAUCCGCGCCGCCUUGCGAAGUAUCCCCAAGAGAAAAACCAACGAGACAUUUGUGUUGUAUAUCAAGCAGGGAAUUUACAAAGAGUACGUUGAGUUCAAUAAGACCUUGGACAAUUUGAUGGUGAUCGGAGAUGGCCCUGAUAAGACUCGCAUCACUGGGAACAAGAACUUCAUCGAUGGAAUCAACACCUAUCACACUGCAACUGUUGUUGUUCUUGGAGACCACUUUGUGGCAAAGAAUAUUGGCUUUGAGAACAGUGCUGGUGCAACUAAACAUCAGGCAGUGGCAUUAAGGGUUUCUGCAGAUUUCGCUGUGUUCUACAACUGCUCAAUGGAUGGAUACCAAGAUACACUAUACACACACGCCAAGCGCCAGUUCUACCGCGACUGCUCCAUCUCAGGCACCAUUGAUUUCGUAUUUGGUGAUGCUCCUGUGGUGUUUCAGAACUGCACAUUCUUGGUCCGGAAGCCCCUGGAAAACCAGCAGUGCAUCGUGACUGCACAAGGCAGAAAGCAAAGGCGACAACCAUCAGCUAUUAUCAUCCAAAACAGCACUAUCACUGCACAUCCUGAAAUGCUCCCGGUAAGGAAGCAGUUCAAGUCAUAUCUUGGACGUCCAUGGAAGGAGUUCUCAAGAACCAUCAUCAUGGAAUCUUUCAUUGAUGAUUUGAUCGAACCAGUAGGGUGGUUGCCAUGGUUUGGAAAUUUUGGACUCAAAACUUGCUGGUACACAGAAUUCAACAAUUAUGGCCCUGGUUCUGACAAGAAAGCUCGUGUGACAUGGAAUGGAAUCAAGACCAUUACACGCCAACACGCCAUAGAUUUCACGCCAGGGAGGUUCCUCCGAGGAGAUACCUGGAUCAAGGCCAUAGGAGUGCCUUAUGCACCCUACUUGACAAGACCUUGAAAGAGGGACUUUUUUUUUUUUCAUUUUUUUAAAAAAUUUUUUUCCUAGUCUGUAUAUGUGAUUUUCUACUACCGAUUGACUGAUGUUCGCCUGAACAAACUAGAUUUUCCAUCAUUUGUAAUCCAGAAAAACAAAAACCAAACCCAUCAAAACACUCGCUCUUA
Molecule: messenger RNA, 2197 nt
Organism: Hevea brasiliensis (rubber tree)
Lineage: Eukaryota; Viridiplantae; Streptophyta; Magnoliopsida; Malpighiales; Euphorbiaceae
Product: probable pectinesterase/pectinesterase inhibitor 21
Exons: 2
Coding region: 279-2033 (584 amino acids)
Biological process (GO): cell wall modification
Molecular function (GO): pectinesterase activity; pectinesterase inhibitor activity
Source: RefSeq, a predicted model, not a curated record